Neocloeon triangulifer is the source of this 2677-nucleotide messenger RNA. RefSeq lists its product as uncharacterized. NCBI's taxonomy places the organism in Eukaryota, Metazoa, Arthropoda, Insecta, Ephemeroptera, Baetidae. Gene Ontology annotation, cellular component: PRC1 complex. The transcript is spliced from 4 exons. The record is from RefSeq and is a predicted model, not a curated record. The coding region runs from base 85 to 1164 and encodes 359 amino acids. Gene Ontology annotation, molecular function: protein binding.
CUACUACUACCUUUUCCCUCUCUCAGGUGGCAGGAAGGGCCACCGCGCCGGCCAGCCAAGCCAGCCGGUGCAGUGCGUGUUGGGAUGAUGAGAGAGCUGGACACUGUCAGCCCAGUGGUGUGGCCCGCUUGGUGUUACUCAGGUGAAGGUGGUACCGAAGGCGAAGCCACCACGGAGACACCAAAAUCACGGAAGCGGCGUGCACAACAGGCAGCCGCACCCCUUAGCGGGGACAUGGCUGAAAUGAAGACGGAGAGGGUAAGUCCCGCGCCGUCUCCCAGCGGCGCUAACCUGCCCGCUCUUAAGCACAUGGAACAAAUGAUGAACCGCAACUACAGCGAUUUCAUGCGCAGCCUGGCAGCCAAGUACAACAACUCUAAUCCAAAUGACUACUUUAGCUGCUCAAGAAACGGCUACCUUAAAUCAGGUCCCUUCCCCGAAGCGGCGACCUCUGCACCCGAGGUGCCCACCCCGAAGGUCUCCAAGCCAGGCGAGCCGUCGCCGAUUCUGCUGGGCCACCCUGCCCUCGGCUUCCCAGGCAUGAUGGACAUGAGCUCGACGCAGGCGCUGCUCAGCAUGGUGCGUUCCGCCAACCUUGAGCAGUACUUUAAGGGCAAACAGGGCCCUUUGGACCUGAGCGCAGCCGCGCCACACCUCGCCAAAAAGGUCCGCUCAGAGCUCAAGAGCGUUUCGCCAAAACCGCCCCCUCGCUCGGCCAGCUCUGGCAGCGCCAACAGUGGCCCUGCAGCCCCUGCCGGCCACACUUGCCCUUCCUUGUGCACCGACCGGCCUUGCGAGGGUCAGGGCGUCUCGCACUGGGGCGUCGAGGACGUGUGCAACUUUGUUGGCAGCAUCGACAUCUGCGAAGAAUACACGGAGGUGUUUCGAGAGCAGUCGAUCGACGGUUCGGCGCUGCCCCUGCUGACCGAGGAGCACCUGACCAACUCGCUGGGCCUGAAGUUGGGACCGGCGCUGAAGCUUCGAGCCACUUUGGCGCGCCGGCUCGGACACUGCGCGUCCUGUCUGCACUGCGUGCAUUGCCACGGCCGCGCCGCCUCUCCCUCCGCCACCCACGCGCUUUCGCCGCGCCACUCGGCGUCGCCACAGGCCCCGCUGGCGCCGCCGCGUGCCCCCAGUGCCGGUCCCAGCAGUUCGGCGUCGUGAAAAGCCAACUUGUACAUUGCUCAAUUAAUAAAAUUUGCGUCCCAUUGUCAGGUGAGAGAAAAUAAAAGAGAGUGCAGCGUGCGUGCUGUUGGCGGCGGAUUUGUUUGUCGCUACAUUUUUCCCAGCACGUUUUUCGUGAAUAUUUGUGCUAAAUUCUGAGCUAUAGAGUAGUUUCACUUUAUUGUUUUUAUUGGAACCUCAUUGCAUAAAUUAAUAUUUAUAUACCUUUUGGGUUUCAUGUCGCGAAAAUGCCUGAAAUAUAUCUCAAUAUAGAUUAGUCACUCUAGUUCUGCAUUCAUUUUUUCAUUUCAUGCAGAAAAAUCUCAUUAUGUUUUGCAAGAGGUGUAGAAUUUUAUAACAUAGAAAUGUUAAUAAAAAAAAAAUAAAAAAAUAAACUUGAAGAAAAUAAAAAUCUAAAUCGGCAACACGAAGUGAGUGCUUUUAUUUUAUUAAAUGAAAACUGCAUUUUUCUGAAUCUGAAUUUGAAGGUCAGAGUGAUCUUUUUAAAAGAUGAGAAACAGUAUCUGUGAUAAGAAUUGAAAUUACUUUAUAUUAUUUUUAUUGGCUAAAAUAAUGAUUUUUUUUUUAUUUAGCAAGAAAUAAGCACUCAAGGAGACAUUUGUGAAAAAAAAAAUUGGCCCAACCUUUGCCUCAAAGUUUUGCUUUUGACUCGUUAACUAUUCUUUCUACAAGAUUUCCCCAGUUCAAAUUAUGUAUUGAUCAAGAAGUUGUUUAUGGACCUUUCUGAAGUUCGUAUUUUAUUAUCGGUUCUCCAGAUUAUGUUUUCUUUCUUUUUUUUUUAUCACAUGCAAAAAGUUGAGACCGUUAUUUAUUAUUUAAUAAACAUCUAGAUUUAGUGUUAAAAAAGAUAUGAUUCCAAUUUUAACUUGAAACUAAUAAAAGAAUGAUUUAUAAUUGUUCAUGCAAGGCCCCAAAUCAUAAAAUACGUUUCAUUUUGCAAUUAGUUUACUUUAAGUUGUAUUUAUAAAUAUGUCAUAAACUUAUGAAAGUUUUGGACAAUGGAAGUAGUCGUAGAGAUUUCUUAAUUUUUUUUUUUGUAAAUAUUAAUGUUGUAGCAUUGUUGAUAUGAUUGAUGAGUUUGAAAUUUUUGAAAUUGAGAUUAUAAUUGUUACAUAUUUAACACCAGCGGUGUAAAACACAAAGAUGCAACUUUCUCAUUUUCGAUUUGAACACAAACAUUUUGAAAAAGUUCAAUUCUUUUAAAAAUAAUGUGGAACUGGCUAUCUGCACAAAGAACACUCCAAUUUAAUUUACUUGAGCGCUCUUGAAAUUUACUCCAUAUUUCUAUUCUUACAAUCAAAAAUUCCAGAAGUAUGAAAAUUAUGAAAAAAUUUUGUGGUUUCAUUGAGGCUCAUGAAUUGAGAACGCGAUUUCCACUCAAUGAGAUGAGUUCGUCUAACUAAAAAUUAGAGCAUUUUUGAAAAUUUUUAUUGCGCGCUCUGAAUAUUAAAAGAAAUAUGUAAAAAACAGUAAAAAAAAUGCGGAUUAAAUC